AGAGACACUGGAUAUGAAAGAUCCACCAAAACCUGAGUCCCAGGAACCUCCAGCAGCUGCUGCUGUUUCAGAAACAGCUCCAGGAGAUGCAGUGGACACAUUCAAGGUUUCGAAUAAGGCCAAAAGGAGGAUGAGGAAAAUGAGAAAUAGUUUAAAAAUGCAGGAGGCUGCUGGACAGGAGACACAGAUGCAGGAAGUGAGUGAAACGCUGGAGACUGACACAUCUAUUGAACACCUGUGUGAGCUCCUGGGUGGACUGCAUCUGUCCUCUGAGCCUUCUGCCCCAGCCACACCAUCUCCUGUUCUUGAGCUUCAUCAUUUAGUGGCGAACUCCUCUGGCCCAUUUAACAGAUUGAAGCCUCUUCGUCCUGCGACGUUCAUCUUCGAAUUCUCACCCACAUUUGGUUUUGGACCAACACAGGAGACUGACUCCCAGAUGAGUGGGCCAGAUGUGUCCAUGGAGACCCCUGAGAUAGAAGAGCCCAGAGAAACACCUUCUCCAUCUGAGGGUCAGGGCGCUGCCUUAGAGCCAUUGGAUCAUGUCCGAGAUGUUUCCAGUGCAUCUCCUAGAGCUUCUAAGGCGGUUAAGAAAACAAAAAGGAGGAUGACGAAAACGAAAAAAACUGAUUUACCACAGAGGCAAGAAGAGACUGACCCACGGGAGACAGACGCAGUUGAACCUUUACGUGAGCUGCUGGAUGGGCUACAUCUGCCUUCAAAGCCCUUUGCCACAGCCACACCAUCUCCCGUUCCUCAGCUUCAUAGAGUGACCCCAUUUAACAGCUUGAGACCUCUACAGCCAGCGAAAUUUAUAUUUAAAUCCUCAUCUGCAGAAAUUAAACAUUUCUGUCCGCGUGUAGAGGACUUGCAUAUCUCCUCAAAGCCCCCAGCCACACCAUCUCCUGUUCCUGAGCUUCAUCAUAUAGGGGCGAACUCCUCCACGCCAUUUAACAGAUUGAAGCCUCUUCGUCCAGCCACAUUUAUUUAUGAGUCACCCAUAUCUGAAAUGGAACAUUUAUGUCAACGUCUGGAUGACUUGCAUCUGUCUCCCACGCCCCCAGCCACACCGUCUUCUAUACCUGAGCUUCAUCGUUUGGUGGAGAAAUCCUCUGGCCCAUUUAACAAGCAAAGGCCUCUACAACCAGCCACGUUUAUUUAUGAGUCACCCAUAUCUGAAAUGGAACAUCUUUGUCAGCGUUUGGAUGACUUGCAUCUGUCUCCAAAGCCUCCCGCCUGGGCCACACCAUCUUCUGUUCCUGAGCUUCAUCAUUUAGUGGCGAACUCCUCUGGCCCAUUUAACAGCUUGAAGCCUCUUCGUCCAGCUACAUUUUUCUUUGAAUUAUCACCCACAUUUGGUUUCGGACAAAAGCUGAACUCUGACUCUCAGAUGAGUGGGCAAGAAGGGUCCAUGGAGCGCCCUGAGACAGCAGACCCCACAGCAACACCUUCUCCAUCUGAGGGUCAGGGCGCUGCCUUAGAGCCAUUGGAUCAUGUCCGAGAUGGGUCCAGUACAUCUCGGAGAGUUUCGAAGGCUGCUAAGAAAGUAAAAAUGAUGAGGAAAACUAAAAACAGCGAUGUUUCAAAGAGGCAGGAAAUGAAGGACACACGGGAGACAGACACAGUCAAAGUUUUCACAGUUACAGUUUUUGUUAUAGUUUUCAUUUUAGUUUUAUUUAGUUUUAUUUAUUUUUUUUAAAUUAGCUUUUAUUUUUAGAUUUUAGUUAUGUUAAUUUUAAUAAAAGUUUAGGCAAUUUUGGUAUACAGUAUGCUUUUGUCAAUUUA
Molecule: messenger RNA, 1782 nt
Organism: Triplophysa rosa
Lineage: Eukaryota; Metazoa; Chordata; Actinopteri; Cypriniformes; Nemacheilidae
Product: putative protein FAM47C
Exons: 17
Coding region: 14-1696 (560 amino acids)
Source: RefSeq, a predicted model, not a curated record